This is a messenger RNA of Scophthalmus maximus (turbot), 3139 nucleotides long. Its product is annotated as syntaxin-binding protein 4. The record is from RefSeq and is a predicted model, not a curated record. NCBI's taxonomy places the organism in Eukaryota, Metazoa, Chordata, Actinopteri, Pleuronectiformes, Scophthalmidae. The transcript has 21 exons. Gene Ontology annotation, molecular function: protein binding. Bases 276 to 2366 code for a protein of 696 amino acids.
AGUCGCAGGCAGACGUGUGAUGUGUGAGAAAAAUAUUUUUUCUCUCUCAGUUCUUCUUGUGCCCAUUUUUUUUUUUUCUGGAUUUUUCGGCGACAUUAGUUAUGUAAGAGAUUAAAUGUGUGGCUGAAGGUGGAGGCGUUAGGAGCGGACAGCCUGGUUAACUGGAAUUAGACGCUGCCUGGAGACAGGCCAUCAUGUUGCUGAGAGCUGAAGGCUGAAGGCUGCGGGAGCUCCGACUGACCGUCUCACCGGAGAAGCGGGCUCCAUGUUUCAAAAUGCCAACCUUCUCAGUCAUGUAUAAAGGAGCAGUCAUCAUCAGCAGGACACUAAUGGGUCCAUAUGGAGUAGACCGAGCUGUUCAUUCCAUGGAGUUUACCGACUGUGAGAAUGGGCUGGGAAUUAAAGUUAUCGGUGGAGUGAAGGAGCUAACUGGAGAGGAGUAUGGAGUAUACGUCAAACGGAUUUUACCAAGUGGCCUUGCUUCAAGUGAUGGAAACUUGCUGCCAGGGGACCAGAUCUUGGAGGUGAACGGGGACAGUCUAGUAGGAGUCACAAGUGAAAGAGCUGUGGAUAUCCUGAGAGCAGCUUCAGCAACCAAUCACAUGCGCCUUCUCAUAGCCAGAGAUGAGGAGGCAAAGAGAGAAUUUGCUGAGCUGCUGGAGAAAUAUGGAUCCAAUGGCAGCACAGGAUCAACACGCAACUCUCCCAUCCAGCAAGGUGGUCGCUACCUGGAAAGCACUUCAUCUGGUUCCUCGUCUCGCUCUCAGAGUCCUCUGCUGUUGAGCCCAGCGGGCUCUCAGAGCAUGUACAACAACAGUGGGCCCAUGCUGCGCUCCCUCAGUCACCCAGGUGAAGGAGUGAUUCAACUGCUGUCAGUGGCACGGUCCAGCAGUUUAGGCAUCACCAUCGGAGGAGGCUCCAACAAGCCUGACGGCCCUGCAGUCUUCAUCCAGGAGGUCCUGUCUGGAGGAGACUGUCACCGGGAUGGACGUCUUAGGCCUGGAGAUCAGCUCAUUGCCGUUAACAAAGAGUCCUUAAUAGGCGUGACCCACGAGGAGGCCAAAAUCAUGCUGAACAAAGUCAAAAUUAGCCAAGACAGUACGGUGGAGAUAGCCUUCAUCCCAGGCAAAGGACUUUUUCCAAGCAGCGCUUCUCUCCACAACGGAGUCCAGCGAGCUGCAGGCAACAGCUAUAACUCUGGACGUCUAAAGGUCCACAUCAGAUCACCUGAGAUUUGUACAGAGGAGCCAGACCAAGUGUCCUCACCUUCUCCUGACAUUUGUCCACCAGAUAUUCAUAUUUCAGGUUCAACAAGCCAGAGGUCGCCAACGGGGACCAAACCUAAGAUCACACUUGACCCCUGCAUUCGCCUCAAAUCAGACAAGUUGGACUUGGCCUUGUCCUUCCUCGGGCUGGAUGUCAGCGAGGAGAAGAGGAAGAAGUUGAGACAGAAUCUAAUCACAGACCCACAAGGCACUGUGGCCUAUGGAGACUUUGUGGAGGCCACCCGAAGCACCUUCCAGGAGAACCUGGAGGAGCUGGGUUUAGGGGCGGGUCCCUUUAUGUUCUCCUAUCAUGAAGCAGCCAGUCUGAUGGACACAUCGGCCUUCCAUUCACCUACUUACGAAUCAGAAUGCAGUUAUAGCAGUGAGGAGAUGGAGCAGUUUCAGACAGAAGUGAAGCAGCUGCAGACCCAGAUGAAGCAGCUCAAGGGCUUCAUCUGCUACCUCUCUUGUCAGGUGAUGCUGAAGGACAUGGAGCACAGCAAGAGGACCCUGGAAGAGGAGCUGCAGAAGACCUCAGAGAAAGCAUGUUUGACUGUCGAGGAAAACACCCGUCUGAGGAGUCGUCUGCAGGUGGCAGAGGCUGAGGUGGUGCCGCAGCGGGCCAGCAGUGCUGAGCAGGACUACGAGGAGGUCAUCCAGCUGCUGGAGGCCGAGAUCAGAGACCUGAAGAACCAGCUGACUGGCAAAAGGCAAGCACAAGGAGGGCAGGCCACCAAGGUGAACUCCAAGCAGGAAGAGGUGUUGGACCUGAACAGGAGGCUGAUGACCAUUGACUGCCAGCUGAAGAAGUCGGAGCUGAGCAGGAAACACCUGGAGCUCUCCAACAAGAAACUACUGGGCUUUGCUCAGAACGUCCACAAAGUGCUGACAACACCCAGCCUGUUUGGAGGUGAAGGCGGGAGCAACAGGUCGUCUCCAGCCACCGACAGCCCCGACACCCCGUCACCACUUCCUGAUCAUGCCUUCCAGCUGGCUGUGGAGGCCAAAGAGCUGGUGGAGGGAGUCACGGCUGAUGGAAAAGCAUCAGAGCGUGCGUCAGAGGCGGCACCGGUGCCAGAUGUCAGCCCCCAUCAUAUGUGAGCAACAAAGAGCCAGGGAGGACAGUUGGGGGCCCUGGGCAGGCUGAGCGAGCAGCUGAACCCACGACGGACUACACAACAGUCAACAACCACGAGUAGAACUUCAUCAAUUUAAUAAAUCUGACAGUCUGAACACAGCACAGCCAACGUUUUAAUGCCAAAGCUUGCUCACACACAUCAUAUUAGUGUCUUCCUUUGAAAUAUUCAACAAUCUUUUCAGAGGGUUCAGCACAUAUUAUAGGAACAUAUAUUAAUAACAUAUAACGCAUCCAUGGUUCAGCAGAGGGGUAUGUCGAACUCAGCCUUGACCCAAAGAUUCUCAUCCUUCAACAAGGAAUCAAAUGUACAGAUAUUUCUAUGAGAAGUGCUCUGCCAAAUAAAAAAAACUGCUGGAAUUCUCUUUUGUGUUAGUGUAACAGCAGGUGGUGUUGGAGGGGCUGCAUGACUGAGUCCACGACAUACGCUGCUGUAAACCUUGUUAAUUCUCCUCUCUGCGCUCUUUUUUUAACCACACACAUAGAUUCACUCCAUGGACUGCAUGUGGAGGACUCCGUGUUUGAUUGGAAAGAACUAUCCUCACCUGCUCUUCCUCUGUCAUAAUAAUUAGCUUCACCCCUCACACACGCUCUGCCGCAGAGGAAGUAAACUUUUUAGCAAAAUGUAUUAAAAAAAACAACAUUGUCCAUUUUUCCAUCAUGCUAAUUUACAGAAGGGGAUUAAGGCCAUUUUUUAUUUAUUACUUUGUUUUUCUGUGUUUUUUUUGGGGGGGGGGGG